Messenger RNA from Nicotiana attenuata, 405 nucleotides. RefSeq lists its product as uncharacterized. NCBI's taxonomy places the organism in Eukaryota, Viridiplantae, Streptophyta, Magnoliopsida, Solanales, Solanaceae. The coding region runs from base 1 to 405 and encodes 134 amino acids. The record is from RefSeq and is a predicted model, not a curated record. The transcript has a single exon.
AUGGUUCUUGCCCAAAAAGAGAUUGAUUUUUUUGAAAUGCAUUUUGUCCAAGGUGCAUACAGUCCAGGACCACAUAUAUGUCAAGAACUACUCAAAUUUCCUAAUACCAACCUCAUAACAAAACAGAUCCAACAAUUCUUGGGUAUAGUAAAUUAUGUGAGAGAUUUCAUCCCAAAUAUCUCUACAUACAUUUCUCCACUCACAGAGAUGCUCAAGAAAAAUGCUCUACCAUGGGGAAAGAAACAAGAUGAAGUAGUCAAGGAAAUAAAGGAGAUUUCUAAAAAUGUCAAGUCCCUCUAUAUCCCUUCAGACGGUAAGAAGAUAUUGCAAACUGAUGCCAGCAAUGAAUACUGGAGUGCUGUUCUAUUUGAAGAAAAGGAUGGGCUUGGCUCAAUAUCGGGAUAG